Molecule: messenger RNA, 1071 nt
Organism: Adineta ricciae
Lineage: Eukaryota; Metazoa; Rotifera; Eurotatoria; Adinetida; Adinetidae
Source: the annotation of a GenBank genome assembly
AUGUCUAGCAUUAGUCUUAUCAAAUAUGCUGUCACUGCUCUUUAUCAAUAUUAUGGAAUUCCAUUAUUAGUCUUUGGUUGUAUUGGGAACGUUUUCAAUCUUUCGAUUUUUGUUCGUUCUCAAUUGAAAAAGAACCCCUGUUCAACUUAUUUCUUUUGCUCAUCAAUCGCUAAUUUAAAUGUCAUAUUCUUCGGGUUGCUCUCACGAAUUCUUUCCGACGGUUUUGGUAUAGAUCCCAGCUCUUACAAUUUAGAAUAUUGUCGAUUUCGAUAUUUUAUUCUUCAUUCGUCAAUGGUUCUUUCGUCUUGGUUUACUAUCCUUGCCACUGUAGAUCGUUACUGUGUCAGUUCAAAAUCUGCGCGUCGUCGACAAUUGAGCAGUCUGAAAACAUCACGCUUUCUCGUCUGUUCGACAACCGCGAUUGUCUUCAUCUUAUAUUCGCAUGUCUGGGGUCUAUUCACAAUUGAACAAUUGAAAACUGGACCAUCGUGUUAUGCAGAUGCUGGGUUUUAUCGAGUCUUCUACGACUUCUUUUACUUUGCAACAUUUAGUUUUACGCCACCGGUAAUGAUGAUGAUAGUUGGACUAGGAACAUUCUAUAAUGUUCAUCAAUCUCACACGCGUGUAAAUCCUACCGAUACGAAUGCACGAAAACUUGAUCAAUUGAAAAAACGAGAUCGUCAAUUGAUUAAAAUGUUACUUGUUCAAGUGACUUUUACGAUUUCAUUGACGCUACCAUUAGCAAUUCAAAAGCUUUACUCCACAUUUACACAAAAUUUUGUCAAAAGUACUUAUCAGCAAGCAGUGGAAACCUUAGUUACUCAAGUGGUUCGAUUGCUGGCCUUUACAAAUAACAGUAUUAGUUUCUACUUAUUCACUUUAUCGGGAAGUUUAUACAGAAAAGAAUUCUUUCAACUUCUCGAUGACACAAUCUGUGGGCUGCUUGGCAAAAAGCGUUCAAUUCAUCGGGAAUCUCAAGAGUUAACCGAAUCGAGAAGAAAUGUACCUUCAAAAACAGUAAAUGUUGUAAGAGACGUGAAUCUUGCACUGCGAAAAUUAUCGAACAGCUAG